AUAAAUAAAAACUAAGUAAUGUAAUUGUAGUUUGUGCGGCCUUGAUUUUGUUCGUCUGGCGCUCAUAUUUUUUAAACACGAAAAACUAGAAAAUGGCAGAUUUACUCGGCAGUAUUUUGGGAUCUAUGGAGAAACCCCCAUCUGUUGGGGACAAAGAGAAAAAACAGGCACAAGAGAGAAAGAAACGAUUGGAGAAGCUUCAAACAGAAGACAAAAAGAAGAAAAACGAGUUCCGAGAAAAGAUUGAGAAGGAGAUUAACAAGUUCAUCAAUGACGGCAGCAGGACCAGACUCAGAUAUGAACCCAUGGAAAGAAUAUUAAGGUCUAUUGUUCAUGAUGUUGCUGAGGUGGCAGGUCUGACGUCAUUUUCAUUUGGUGAAACAGAUGACAAUAGGUUCAUUAUUCUAUUCAAAAAGGAAUAUGCACCAACAGAUGAUGAACUCGAUGCAUAUCGGCGAGGAGAGACGUGGGAUGCAGAAAAAGCAAAAGAACUUGCCCGACAAAAGUUAUUAGCAGAAGAAGAUGAAAGGCGUCACCAGGCCAGCAAUCCCCAAGACUUCACUCCUGCCUCCAACUACAGGGACAAAUACAAGGAUAUCAUCGGCGAGGAGAGUGCUAAGGAAGGGGCCAAGAACCUUACACCUAAUAAGCAGUUUGGAAACGUUCCUAGCGAGAACAAAAUGGACAAGCGAUCGGUUGAGGAGACCCUAGAUGCCAUCCGACAGAAGAAGAAGCAGAAGACUGGACAGCCAUCCACAGAUCCAGCAUCCACUAGCCAAGACAGAUGACCCGCUGAACGCAUCCACUCCAUCCACCUGCUAUCAACUUAACUGCAGGUGUGUCAUAUCCAAUUUCUGUUGAAAUUGUUAAGUUGCUUACAAAUGUUGCUGAGCUGGUUGUCAGAUCAGACAAGUCUGAUUGGGGCUAAAACUGCUGAAGUACAUGUAGUCGGAAUUGCUCCUUUAUUCACUAAACAGCCUAUCAGUGUUGGACAAAUUGGUUGAUUUUGAAUACAGCUCCUUUAUCAAGUUUGGUUCAUUAUAGUACAUUUUUAAAACCAUUUGUGGGCCAAUAAAUGAUAUGCUUCUAAGAGCAAGUUCAAGCAACGACUGUAGUUCGACCAACUUCACUUGAACACGGAAUGGCUGACCUGCUCUAGUAGCCCAGCCAUCCUGCUGGUUAUCAUUAGCCGCCAGCAUUGUAAAGCAGAGCAGAAAGUCAGGACCAAGAAGUUUUGUGAUGAUAUUUUGACUGGAGACGUUUGGACGUUGCUAUUAGUGCGCAGGCGUAAGUCAUGUCGCAAAUAAACCACUAGACAACUAAUGGUCCUCGCCCCAAUUUGCUUUAAGCUAACCUCCUGUAAGGUCUUGGCUUACUUGCAGAGCGCCCUCAAUUGUCUACAAAGAGAAUGGCAAAAUGGCAACUUUGACCUAGAUCUCAACUGAAACAUCGGUCACAGCUAGUCACAAAAUCUUUUCCCCAGAAUUUAUUAUCGGAGAAACCCCGUCUAAUAACGAACCCACAUAAAAUGUUUGGAAAUUAACAUCAUACAUUGGAGUGUACUGAAAGCGGGCUUAACAGGGAUCGUGGCUUUUUGUCACACUACACCACUAGCUUUUGUUUAGACUACAUAAAGCUUGCAUGAUGAUGCCCCUCUUCAUAGCAUCUGAUGAAGUAGUUGUAGCUAUGAAAGCUUAUGCAAACAUAUAUUCUUGUUAGUCAUUUUAAGUGCUACCGUACUUUUCCACGUGUUUCUGCCUGACUAACAGGGCUGCCCACAACUUAAAACCCACAAAUGUUGGCAAUGCAAAUUGUUGCGAAUCCCGCAAGUCUUCAAAUGGGAAAUCAAGUAUACGUAGGAUUAAUCCUUAAAAUCAAUUUUGCUUUUUUUUUUACAACUGCCAAAAUGGUAAGACUUGAGGCUUUGAAUUGGUUUUCAAGUGCAUGAUCAAAUGUAGUACUCUCGUGUAAAAGUGAAAAGUGAUUUCUACAGUAACGAUUUCUAGCUAAAUACUCAUUUAACAAUUUAAUAAUUUGGAUGACUCGAAUUGACAAAGCACUUUCAUAGAUUCCUAAUGAUUAUAAUGUUGUGGUCAUUUCUUUAAAUCAGAUUUCCAAUAAAACAUUUUAAUUUAAAUCACACAAUCAUGAGAAUUGAAUUAUUAACUUAUUUGCUGAAGAUUUUCUUUUUAUACUUUUAUUGGCAAGGUGAUUUGGAUUUUUAUAUAUUUUUUUAAUUUGGGGUUUACAAACUUAGUAAUUUGUGAAAAUGAUACGCCACAUAUUCAGCUGAAGCGUAAGUUUUUAUUUUGUCAAUCAACUUCAGUCAGAACAUCAAAAUCCUCUGGACACCCUUGUACAAUUUGCAUAAAUUUACAUAUCACUUCAGAUAAUUGGAAUAGCGGACAAUAUAUUAUUAAAAAACCCUUGAAAUAUUAACAAAAUGUGUUCAGCGUUCCUCAUUAUUAUCCAGUAUAGAGAUUACAAUUAAAAAUAAGGCGCCUUUUAGAAAAGAAAUUAAAGGCGAGGUGUAUUUUGUGUUGUAGAAA
Messenger RNA from Patiria miniata (bat star), 2549 nucleotides. RefSeq names its product sperm-associated antigen 7-like. Gene Ontology annotation, molecular function: nucleic acid binding. Lineage: Eukaryota; Metazoa; Echinodermata; Asteroidea; Valvatida; Asterinidae. The transcript is spliced from 6 exons. The record is from RefSeq and is a predicted model, not a curated record. The coding region runs from base 93 to 788 and encodes 231 amino acids.